AAAGAGAGAGCGCAAGGACAGCGCUGGGGGAAGAGGGGGAAGAGAAAGAGUACUGUGAUCUCGGCGUAGAUCGAUGGGAACUGUCAGUGCUGGGAGGAUGAUCUGGGAGAAGAAGAUGAGAGGCGGCGACCUCGAAGAUCAAGAAGGAGAAGAUGGGGAAUUGGGAGGAUUGGUGGUGAGGUCCGUGGAGAAGAACAGGAAUGGAAAAGAUGGAGGAUGGACUAAGGACUCUGAUCUUGGUGAAGAUCGUGGAGAAGAACAAGAACGGAGAAAGAUGGAGGAAGGACAAAAGGCCUCUGAUCUCGGCGAAGAUCGUAGAGAGCCGCCUGGAUUGGCAGAAGGAUCUGGAGGCGGCGACCUCGACGAUCAAGAAAAGAAGCUCUGGAACAGGAAGAAGAGCUCGGGGAUGGUCCCCAUGGCCAUGGAGGACAGGAUCCUCCAAGCUGGGAGAAGGAGCUUGAGAACCGUGGCACCGAAGCCCGAAGAAGUGAAGCUGCCGCCCUGGACCCCGAUGAAAGAAGCUCCGAACAAUGCGACUUUCGAUCUCGGAAACUCGGAACAAACGACAACGAUGACGGAAAAGAAAGGGUAG
Molecule: messenger RNA, 592 nt
Organism: Pseudogymnoascus verrucosus
Lineage: Eukaryota; Fungi; Ascomycota; Leotiomycetes; Thelebolales; Thelebolaceae
Exons: 3
Coding region: 74-592 (172 amino acids)
Source: RefSeq, a predicted model, not a curated record